This is a messenger RNA of Chara braunii, 2139 nucleotides long. Lineage: Eukaryota; Viridiplantae; Streptophyta; Charophyceae; Charales; Characeae. The record is from the annotation of a GenBank genome assembly.
GCCACGUCAGACACAGUGCCACGUAAGCAGUGCCACAUCAGCAGUGCCACGUCAGACACAGUGCCAUGUCAGACAGUGCCACGUCAGCAGUGCCACGUCAGCAACAUGACGGGCCUGCCAGGCCAACUGGCCAAUGAGCCCAUUGCCGACUACAAAAAGCGCAUCCAUGCUCAGCUUGCUGCAAUCGAGGCUGAGGAACAACGCCAGCUGGCAGUCAAGGCUGCCCAGCUACAGGCUGAUGAAGCGGCAACAGCAGAGAAGCUGCGGCUACAGGCCGAAGCAGACGCAGAUGCCCAGGCUUGCCGCAAGGAAGCCCAGGCUCUGCUGCAGCGGCAUGAAACCAACAGCAUCGAGAAACUCAAGUACUGGCAUUUUGAACCGAACGGCGACGAGCCAACACCGGAAGAACAGCAAAAGGAGCUCAUGGCCAAGCUUGUGAGCAGGUUGGUUUACACAUGUAACCACCUACACUCCGAGCUGACAAACCUUCAGCGGGCCGUGCGGGACCAUAAGAGUCAGCACGAGGAUGCCACACAGGCACUGGACGCCCGUGUACAGGACCUGGAACAGGCUGUACCAGGACCAGAUGAUGGAGCUUCCAGCAGUGCAUCCUCUAGCCGCCAACUGGAGGAACGCGUUGACCACGUAGUGGCAAUGCUAGGAGACAUAAGUGCCUUCACAGAGCCGGCCACCAUCAGCCAGCGGUUCGAGUUGCUGGACACUAAGAUCGGUCAGCAACAGCAGACUGACCACAGCCACAACAACAGCUCGGCGAGGCCAUACAAGAUGCCGACGUUCCGGAUCGAGAAAUUUGAUGACUACACACAUCAAGACCCGGUCGUCUGGUGGCAAGGAUUUACAACGGAGUUGGGGAUUCACGAAGUCCCUGACCAUCUGUUCAUCAGUGCUCUGUUCAUCAACACCAAGGGAGGUUGUCAGAUCUGGCUCAGCCACAUGGCAACCAUCCACGGCGUCCAGGUUUCAGACCUGUACAAGAAGGUCUCCUGGGAGGACAUGACAAAAGAAUGGAAGAAGCGGUUCAUCGUCGACGGCGCCCCGACACUCGCCGUCAACCACAUCUUCACGAUGGCUCAAGGGAGCACACCGACACGUGACAGGCUCACGGAUUGGCAGAAAAUCGUGGCGACGCCCGAUUUGGACUUGUCAUUUCCGCAUAUGCGGCGUGAGUUCUACAACAGGUCAUGCGCCGCUCUCACCCUCGCACUUGGUGAUCGCGAGCAGUACAGCACUUUCGCAGAAAUCAUCAACAAGGCAAGAGAGCUCAUCAAGACUAACAGGUCGGCUGCACACGAGAAGUCCACGUGGCAGCCAACCUAUGUGGAGAAGGUACGAACUGGUCCGCGACAGCAGCAGUUCGCUGCAGUCCAGUCGGACGAUGGAGAUAACCCAGCAGCCACUCCAGCAUCAAGUGACGGAGAUCAGGUGGCUUCUGUCCAGCCGCGAAGCAACAACAAGUCCCGCAACAAUGGGAAGGCGAAAUCCGCAUCGCAGGCAGGAAAUGGACAGCCAGUACAAGUUCCAUGGGUCAAGUUUGGCUUGACCGAGGCGGAGUACAAGAAGAGAUUUGCACUGGAACAGGAUGUUUCACGCAAACUGCUUCCCAAGUGGUUUGGACCUUGGUCAGUGACAGCAGCCGCGGGUGAUGAGCCCGAUGGCCCUUCAUUUGUGAUCAACAUUCCAGAGCAUCUGACGGUCCAUCCGGUCUUCCACGCCUCGAAGCUGGCAACAUACACGCCAGCCAAGAGCGACGACUUUCCAGACCGACGAUCGCAGGACCCUCCUUCUAUGGAUGGCCAUCAGGAAGUUGACCGCGUCAUCUCCGAUCGCAAGUACGGCAGCAAGCCGCGGCAGUACAAAGUCACAUUCAAAGCAUGCAAUCGCGACGACACUCGGUGGAUUUCAGGCGCAGAUUUGAAAGCAUCCGCACCGCUGAUCUACGCGCAUUAUGGAAAGCGGAGGUUAGCUCAGGAAGCUUCACGACCAGCCCCUCCCACCCGGACUGUGGUCCCUCCCUCAGACAGACAGCUUCACCCUCGCAGGUAAGCUCGGUUCUUCAAGGAGGGGGGAUACUGCGUAGCCACACGGGCCCUGCAGGGCCCGUCCCGGACAUUCAGCCUA